Molecule: messenger RNA, 1251 nt
Organism: Episyrphus balteatus (marmalade hoverfly)
Lineage: Eukaryota; Metazoa; Arthropoda; Insecta; Diptera; Syrphidae
Product: histidine protein methyltransferase 1 homolog
Exons: 4
Coding region: 352-1236 (294 amino acids)
Biological process (GO): peptidyl-histidine methylation, to form tele-methylhistidine
Molecular function (GO): protein-L-histidine N-tele-methyltransferase activity
Source: RefSeq, a predicted model, not a curated record
UGGUAUUUUGCCGGAUUUUGUACUGUGUGGCAAUGCCGUGAUGGUGGUAUAAUGUGAAAUGUGAAUAAGAAGUGGAACAAUAUGAUAGUGAAACAAUGUUGUUUUGUUGUGACAGAUGAAGUAGUGCGAGAUUCUUGAAAGUUGAUUUGCCGCGUUUAAUAAAUAAAUAAUAAAUUUAAAUAAUAAUUAAAACAGGUGGUAAUUAAAUUGUUACAAUUAAAAAUUCUGUUUUUUUUAAUAUACAAUUCUAAUUUGUCAUCUUUAAAGAAAGAAAAAGAAAUUAAAAAUAAAAAGCAUUUUCAGUCAAUGUGGUUCGUCAUUUAAAAAACAGGGUGAUUACAAAAUUUUAAAAUGUUUAAAUUUGAUUUUAAAGUGGAUAACGGAUCCGAGGAGGAAAAUAUUUUUAAAGAUGAUACCAAAGAAGUUGUUAAAAAUACAAAAAAUGAAACCACUGUAGAGUGUUAUGAUUCUAAGGAAAUUAAACCACCAUCGAAUAUUAACGAAAAUUUGGAUCUUUACAAAGCAAAUUCUAUGGAAGUUAAUGCUGGUGACGUGACAUUGACAUAUAUUAAAUCUGGGGAUUUGUUGCAGUUUUUUGACACCAAUACAACUAAAGAUAUAACGAAAGCUGAAGAGAGUCAUUCAGAUUUAAUACCUGGAGUAUAUGAAGGUGGAGCUAAAAUCUGGGAAUGCACUGAAGAUUUGAUUGCAUAUCUUGCAAUUAACUAUCCUACAGAAAAAAUAAAAUCUAAAAGGGUCCUCGAUUUAGGCUGUGGAUCAGGAGUCCUAGGAAUUUAUGCACAUAAUGCUGGAGCGUUAGUUCAUUUUCAAGAUUAUAAUGAAGAUGUGUUAGAGAAAAUAACUAUCCCUAAUGUAUUUUUAAAUCUUCCCGAAGAAGAAUCUACAAAUUUGGAUGGCAUCAAAUUUUACUCAGGGGACUGGGCUAAAUAUACCGAACUGACAAAAGACGAUGAAAAAUUUGAUAUUAUUUUAACCUCUGAAACUAUUUAUAAUCCUGACAAUCAACGAAAACUUUUGGACACAUUUGAUGUGAAAUUAAGUGAAAAGGGUACUAUUUUGUUAGCAGCAAAAAUUUAUUACUUUGGAGUUGGAGGAGGUUUAAGACAAUUUGAAGAAUUAUUAAAAAAAGAUAAACGAUUUCAAUCAGAAAUUGUUUGGAGUUCUUCCGAGGGACUUUCAAGAGAAAUUCUAGAAAUAAAAAGGGCAGUACUUUAAAUUUGGUCUAUUUUU